Messenger RNA from Aegilops tauschii subsp. strangulata, 2376 nucleotides. RefSeq names its product pentatricopeptide repeat-containing protein At1g08070, chloroplastic-like. Lineage: Eukaryota; Viridiplantae; Streptophyta; Magnoliopsida; Poales; Poaceae. The record is from RefSeq and is a predicted model, not a curated record. Gene Ontology annotation, molecular function: protein binding; RNA binding. Gene Ontology annotation, biological process: RNA modification.
UCUGCACGGAUCCCUGAUGAGGAGAGACACCUAGCAGUCUAGCAGCAACAGGUCCCUUGUGCACACGCACGGCCAGCGCCUCGCCGAUGCAUUCGCGAACCCAAAUCACUGACGCCGACGGCACGACUGGCGGAGGUCGCCGUGACUACAACAGCACUCUGCGCUUCCAUAUAACUGAACAAAGUUAACCGAGCCUCACCUUUUCACAGCACGACAUGCCUUGCCGCCGCAUCCCGUCGAGCCGUCAAACACCCACGCUGACCGCCGCCGCCGCCCACUCAAAUCUCCCGCCGAGCCCCGCCCGCCACCAGCAAUGGAGGCCCGCCUGCUCAAGACCCGACCGCUCCACGCCAUCUUCUCAGACGCCACCAUCUCCCGCGCCGCACGCAACCUGUUCGACGCGGUGCCGCGCCCGACCCAGGCGCUCUGCAGCACCUUUCUCUCCGCGCUCUCCCGGAGCUCCUCCCACCAGGAGCUCCUCCAAGCCUUCUCGUCGAUUCAUCGCAAGGGCGCCGACGUCCCGUCCGGCUGCGUCCCGCUUGCUUUCAAGUCGUGCGCGCUCACCGCAUCGUCCUGCCAAGGUAGGCAGGUGCACUCCCAUGCUCUUGUCCGCGGGCUGCUUGGGGAUGUCUUUGUGCUAACAGCUCUGGUGGAUUUCUAUGCCAAGAACGGAGACAUGGAGUCUGCCGUCAGUGCCUUUAACGAGAUGCCCGUCAAGGAUCCAAUACCGAUAAACUGUUUGAUCACCGGAUAUUCAAAGUCUGGUGAUGUGAAUAAGGCCAGGAAGCUGUUUGACGGCAUGGAGAGGAGGACAUCCGCUUCGUGGAAUUCGAUGAUCGCCUGUUAUGCUCAUGGUGGGGAAUUCCGGGAAGCAUUGACGUUGUUUGAUCGGAUGCUGAGUGAGGGUGCAAGACCAAACGCUAUCACCAUCACGUCAGUGUUUUCGAUAUGCGCCAAGUCUGGCGAUCUUGAUACUGGCAAGCGUGUAAGGGCUCUGAUCGGUGAGGAGGACCUGCAGAACGUGAUAGUGCACACUGCUUUGAUGGAAAUGUAUGUAAAGUGUCGUGCUAUCGACGAUGCACGUCGGGAGUUUGACCGGAUGUUGCAGAGAGAUGUCGUGGCAUGGAGCACCAUGAUUGCAGGUUAUGCGCAGAAUGGCAGGCCACUCGAAUCUCUAGAACUGUUUGAGAGGAUGAAGGAAACCGAUUGCAGACCAAAUGAAGUGACACUUGUUGGUGUGCUAUCUGCGUGUGCGCAGUUGGGUUCUGAUGAAUUGGUUGAGCAGAUUGGGAACUAUGCUGAGAACCAGAGGCUACCACUUACGAGUUACCUAGGAUCUGCGCUAAUCGACAUGUACACCAGGUGCGGACAUGUUGGAAGAGCCCGGAGUGUCUUCAGCCGGAUGGAACAAAAAGGGGUUAUCACUUGGAACUCCAUGAUCAGAGGCCUAGCAAUGAAUGGCUUUGCAGAAGAUGCAAUCAGCUUGUAUGAAAAAAUGGCGGAAAACGGGGUCCAGCCCAACGAGAUCACCUUCGUUGCGCUGCUAGCAGCGUGCACGCAUGCUGGCUUGGUAGACCAAGGUAUGGCAUUCUUCGAAGAGAUGAAGAGAGAACACCAUGUUUCCCCUCAAGUGGAGCACUGCGCAUGCAUAGUGGACCUCCUGUGCAAAUCCGGCAGACUGUGGGAGGCGUACAAGUUUAUCUGCGACAUGGAAGUCAAACCAAACGCGGUGAUCUGGACCACACUGCUCAGCUCCUGCAGAGUCCAUGCCGAUGUCGAGCUCGCCAAGCUUGCCGCGAGCAAGCUCCUGGCAAUGGAGCCCGACAACUCCUCAAUCUACGUCCUCCUGUCCAAUAUAUAUGCCGAUGCCGGCCUCUGGGGCGAUGUGAGGGAGAUCAGGGACCUGAUGAGGAGCAAGAACGUGCAGAAGCUGUCUGCCUACAGUUGGAUAAAGCUGGAUGGUGAGGUGCACAAGUUCCUGGUGCAAGACACAUACCACCCGAGAUCAGCUGAGAUUUAUGACGUCGUCCAUGGCUUGGGGUUGCUCUUGGACCGAGCCGACUCUGAUCCCGACCUGCUAGUUUCAGAGCUCUGUUGAACUUUUAUUUUUGACAGCUGAGAGCUCUGUUUUUUGAAGGAACACAAAGCAUUACAUUGAUUGGGCGAGCUGCACUCGCCAGCAGACAAAUUCUUUUACAUAUAUUGGAAAGGUAUCAAAGCCAAAUCUGAUAGAUUCUUGACUCCAUAAGUAGCUAAACAAUGUGCAGAAAUAUUACAAAGCCGUGAGCAAGCUUCUACCUUAAACAACUGAAAAGCUGAUUGCAACACAUCUCUUUUUUCUGACAGAGAUUGCAUCAUAUGCAGUUGGAGUGAGUA